Molecule: messenger RNA, 3658 nt
Organism: Callorhinchus milii (elephant shark)
Lineage: Eukaryota; Metazoa; Chordata; Chondrichthyes; Chimaeriformes; Callorhinchidae
Product: piggyBac transposable element-derived protein 5-like
Exons: 2
Coding region: 360-1514 (384 amino acids)
Source: RefSeq, a predicted model, not a curated record
CCAUCCUUCCGUCCUUCCUUCCCGACACCCCAGAUCUCAAAAAAAAAAAAAAUUUUUUUGCAAAUGUUUCAAAUGUUGUUGUUGUUUUUUUGCCUAACACUGGCCAGUCUGACGUGUGAAAUAGGUCCAGCGCAGGUGAGUUCGAUGUGCAAUCGGGGGUUUGAGCUGCGGUCCAUUCGCCCAUCUCCAGCCUUGGUGGGUUGUGUGUGUGUUUUUUUUGGCCCCAUCUGCCACCUCCUUGACAUUGCGCGGUAGCCCCGCUACGUGUCGCUGCAGCGCCUGUGCGCGCGUGUGCGUGUGUGUGUGUGAGAGGGAGAGAGGGAGGGUUCCUGUGUGUCGAGUCCCUGCAGUGCACACAGAUGGUAACUGCUGUAGUGGAGGCUGGAAACCCCGAGAAAAGAGAAGAAGCGGAAGACUUGAACUUGGACAGGAUGGAAGCCGGCACGUCUGGAGAGAGCGCGCCUGGGAUUAACCAUUUGUUCAUAGCAUCCAGUGGAGAGUAUUGCAUUAAAGUCUAUGAUGACGAAUCAGAAAGGUACUCCGUAUUACAGGUAUCUGAUGACGAAUCGGACAUCACUGAUAUCUCAACAGAGGAUCCGGACUCUGAACUAAAUGACACUGGAUCCAGUGAUCAAGGUUGGAGCAACAGCUUCACUCCAAUCCAGAUCAAUGACUUCUGUGGAGAAGCAGGAGUGUUGUUCCCUCGAGAUUUCGAUAUCUCCGAAGCAACCCCGCUGGAUUAUUUCAGCCUCUUCCUACAUUCCAACUUGUUCAGCGAUUUUGUGGAGCACACAAAUAGCUAUGCCAGAUGGAAAAUGGGGCAUGAGGGGGCAGCAGAUGCCAGGUGGGUGGAUGUCAGCGAGGUUGAAAUGAGAUGCUACAUUGGCCUCAAUGUACUGAUGGGAAUUAAUCAGCUGCCGAACUAUAAACUGUACUGGAGCCGGGACAACUUGUUUGGAAAUGAUGGGGUGAAGAGUAUCAUGACCUGCAAUCGUUACGAAAAAUUAACUGAAUACUUUCACGUGAGUGACAGGCUGUAUGACACCAGUGGACAUGACUCGAACUUUGAUGCCCUGUACAAAGCACGGCCGCUUCUUGACACAGUUCGCGCCAGCUUCAAAAAGCUGUAUCGGCCGUCCAGGUACCUAAGUGUAGACGAGGCAAUGAUUGCAAUGAAUGGUAAACUGACGUUCAAGCAGCACAUGCCUCCGAAGCUCAACAAAGGGGGGGUUAAAGUGUGGAUGCUGUCGGAUGCUGAGAAUGCCUACCUGCUUGAUUUUGAAGUCUUUCAUGGGCGGCGCGGCGUUAAGACCUCAAAGAACGGACUCAGGUACGAAGCUGUCAGAAAAUUAACCAAAGAGCUCGAAGGCCAAAAUCACUGUGUGUUUUUUGACAGCUUUUUCACGUGUGAGAAAUUGAUGAUGGACCUGCUGGAUGCUGGGAUAUAUUCUUGCGGGAUGGCUCAACCCAACCACAAGGGUUCCCCAAGGAUCUCCAGCAGCUCACCAAAAUGAAAAGAGGCGAGUAUCGAGUGCAACAGAAAGGGCACUUAACAGCAAUACUAUGGCAAGAUACCAAGCAAGUGGCGAUGAUGAGCACUCUGAGUGACCCAAUGGAGGAGAUGUUGAUCCAGCGAAGGCAGGGGCAGGAGGUGAUUGAAGUCAGGCAACCUCACUCAAUCUAUGUCUUCAACAAGUAUAUGAAUGGAGUGGACAGGUAUGGACCUCUGCGUGCCCACUACCAGGUUGGAAGACCAGGCAAAGAACACUGGAAAAACAUCACCUGGUUCGUGAUCAACUGUGCCAUCCUGAACGCAUUUAUCCUCUACAAAGAGACCUCGAUCAGAGUCAACAAGAAGAAGAACUAUUCUCACCUGGACUUCCGAUGCGAGUUGGUGCGGCAACUGAUCGGAGGUUACAGCAGCCGGAAAAGAAGAAGUGUUCCAAUGGACGACAACUUCGUUCUGCAUAGAAACGUGGUGAUGGGACACGAGUCUGUGCACAUGGGCUACAAAAGACGGUGCAAAGUUCACCUGCAGAAAAAGGUGCGAAAGGAGACAGUGUACGGAUGUAAAAUCUGUAACAUUCAUUUGUGUAAAGACGGAUGUCACUUUCAGUAUCACAAGUAAAACUCAUAUGGGGGAGAAAAAAACAAUUCAUUGCACAUGGACUGUAAACAAGUUCUUUCUUAUACAUCUCAACUCUUAUUCAAGUGACAAAUGCUCAAAUUUACAAAAAGCAGGUAUAGGUGGACAGUUUAACAAAAAUGUUUUUGUACAGCAUCCAAAACGGCGCCACAAUGUUGCAUUUUUCCUUUUGAACCAACACAAACAUUCUGCUUUGUAGGAAUGUUAUGUAUCAGUGUUAAAUACAUCACUAGAUUUGAGCGAGAACUGUAGGUAUAGUCCAUACUUUACCCAAACGGACCAGGACUGCUGUGAACUGAAAAGUGUAUUGUACAAGUGAGCCAUGUGCAUUGAAAUGCUUAUUUCAUAAGUGAUAUAUAUUUUGGCCAGACUGGAUAGGCGCUCAAAGCAUUCAUCCGUUGUUUGAAGGGCUUCUAUAGCAGAGACUGGUCGGAUGGACUCAGCAAGACCUCAAACAGUGACCUCAACAACUGAAGUCUUUCCAACAAUCACACAGUGGCCAGUGUUAACUGAGGUGCCCCAUGAACAGAAUAGAACAAUAAUCGAGAAAUUUCCUGGUCAAAUGAAAUACGUUCCGUACAGAUCCUGUAUGAGUCAGAUUAAUUCAAUCCAAUGGUUUUGGAUUGCAAAGCCAUUUAAAAGCAAUGGCAUAUCAGGAGGUUUACAGAAUCUACACAGAACUGUUCUAUUCCUGUAAAAGACUUGGUUAUUAGUGCCCUCCUCUUCCUGUCAUCAACAUAAUGUUGCAGAUGACCUAACUCCCUUUCUAUGAUGUGACGUGGUGUGUAACUACACAAAAUAUUCAGGGACCAUAUCACAAGAGCAAAUGAUGGCAAUGAACGAUUGACAGCUGGAGUUGUAUGCACUCUUUUUCCACACGCACCAUAGGCAAGUGCAGCUGCUUUCUUUCUCCUGCUUUUGUCUUGUUCUGUUUAGUUGCCUGUAGCAGGGAGUUGCUAUAGCCAGAGGUGAGCUGCGAUGGAAUCGUAUGACACGAUCACAUGGGUUUGGAUGAAGAAGGCUCUUCCAUUGAAUCUCGUCCUUCCAAAAUGCCCAUCUUAAUAUCUUCUUGCUACAAUAUUAGAGCUGAAAUGGGUGCUUGCGCAACUGUGCAGCCUGGUUAUCUUUUACAGCUUUGGUUAGUCGCUGUGUAAAGAAAUACUUCCUGGAAUCUGUCUGAAAAUGACACUUUGCAAUCCUGUGACCUCUUAUCCUGCUACCUUGAUGUAUCUGAAAGCAUUGUUCUGGGUAUGCUUUCUCAAUCCCAUUCAGCAUCUUGUAUAUCUAUAUAAGGGCCCCUCUGAGAUGUCUCUUUUCCAAGACUAAAGAGCUCCAGAUCCGAGCUUAUCCCUGUAACAUGGGAUCAUCCACAUUGCCCUUUUCUGUACUGCCUCUGGGGGAUGGGCAGUCCUUAUGCUCCGGAGACUAGAACUGUACACUAUGCGCCAGAUGUAACUUCGCCAGAGCCCUCAUAAUAAUCAUCCUUGUAUAGCGCCUUUCAGGUCGGGAGGA